GUGGCGACUUAGAGCACUUCAGUGGUACCAUUCUGGGACGAUAAGGAACGACACGACAAUCUCAGGGUUUUGGAGUCCACUUGACAUUCCCCUGUUCUAUUACUUUCAGAUGUCUGGUAGAGCGGGUCGUAGAGGUUUCGACCCAGUGGGGAAUGUUGUUUUUUUUGGAGUUCCUUACCGCAAGGUCCAACGCCUCAUCACAGCUAACAUCCCAAAGCUUGUCGGGAACUUCCCCAUCAACGUAUCUCUGGUACUGCGCCUGCUCCUGAUGACGUCAAAAGGAAACGACAAGAAAGACGCACUGACCAAGGCUCUAGCAUUGCUGUCUCACCCAUUCAUCUGCCGAAAACACCCGGAAAUGGAGAGUCAGAUCAAGAAGCACUUUCUCUUCAGCAUCGAGCUCCUUGCUAGAUUGAGUCUUAUAAACAAUGAAACUGGCGCUCUUCAAGAGAUGGCCGGACUCGCCACUCAUCUUCAUUAUCACGAACCUUCCAACUACGUCUUGGUCAGUUUUCUGCAACGCGGGCUCUUUCAUGAUCUUUGUCAACCAGGAUUAAAAGGCAAAUUUUCGAAAGACGUCAUGAGGAAAAUGGUUCUUGUUCUGAGCCACUUGUUUGGUAGAAGAUUCCUUCACGCAUCUUUCAAGCGAAGACUUCACUUGUGCCCGACGUCAAAAGUAAUUUUGGAAGAUCUUCCUGAUGAAUUUGCCGAAGCACUUCAAGCUUAUAACCGUCAGGUUACGGAUGUCUUCAGCCAGUACCUCAAAACUGUGGCCGCCGAACUUGAAGAGGAACGGGGAGAGGAAAAUAAACUCCCUUUAUCAGGCAUAGAAUUUCCAGAUCAGGCAAGCUCUACCGACCUUGUCGAAAACGAAACCAUCAAAAGCCUUGCACGCUCUUCCAUUGUUUACUCUGCUUGUUCGUCAUUUACUGCACUAUCAGGGAAUUCAGACUUACAUUUUCAUUCCACUGGCCAAAAAGCAGCUGUUCACUUGGAAAAGAAAGCAAGCAGCGUUGGUGGAGGAAGUGAAGAAAGUGAACACAAAUCUGAGAGUGACGAAGAAGAUGAGAAAGAGCAUCGUGAGCCAAUUGAACACUUGUUGAAGAUUAUUCGUCAAGAUGUCUACACAGAUAUGAACGUCGUUCCCAUUCUUCCUCUGAAGAAAUACAACUCGACCGGACGUGUUCAACAUCUGAAUGCUUAUGCACUGGAUUUCUUCAAACACGGAUCCCAGAAAGUUAUCGAGAAAGAGAAUGGAAUCAAGGCCGGCGAGGUUUUCUCGUUGCUGAAGGACUUUUAUCUCACCAUUAAAUCAAUCAGUUGUUCUUUGGAAGAACUGGGACCCAAAACUGACAAUGUCGUGCUCGCCUUUAAGCAGUUGGCCCGGGAGUUUGGAGAGAAGUUCAACAAACAGUUUAAAAGAGACAUAUGAGAACAAAUUCAGACAGUUU
Molecule: messenger RNA, 1451 nt
Organism: Orbicella faveolata
Lineage: Eukaryota; Metazoa; Cnidaria; Anthozoa; Scleractinia; Merulinidae
Product: putative ATP-dependent RNA helicase DDX60
Cellular component (GO): cytoplasm
Molecular function (GO): ATP binding; nucleic acid binding
Source: RefSeq, a predicted model, not a curated record